Messenger RNA from Lasiosphaeria miniovina, 855 nucleotides. RefSeq lists its product as uncharacterized. The record is from RefSeq and is a predicted model, not a curated record. Bases 1 to 855 code for a protein of 284 amino acids. The transcript has a single exon. NCBI's taxonomy places the organism in Eukaryota, Fungi, Ascomycota, Sordariomycetes, Sordariales, Lasiosphaeriaceae.
AUGACAACCCGCAGGCGGCCCAACAUGUGCCCGUUCUAUACAGUUGGACUGAUUCUUUCAUGUCUCGGCCUGUGCCUUGCUUUCUCGGGCAUUGCUAUUAGCUUGGCCCGCACUACUGCCCGGGCCGGACUCGACGCAACCCAGGCCCAUAUCUCGGCAUCGACAGCAAGACCGAGGUCAACCACCACGACCACAGUUACGGGCGCGCACACCGUCACCGUGACGACAACCAUGUUUGUGUCUCCCACCACGCCCCUUGCGCAGGCUAAGCGGGAUGGCACCAUCGCCCAGCAACUCAACGCCUAUCCGUCGUGGCUGAUUGGCGCGGGGCCAGUGGUUCCGGACCCGACGGCCAAGCCGGCGCUGUCGAUAGACGGCCUAGAGACACCGCUAAUGGCGGCCAAGCUGAACGAUCUCGAAUCGGCCGCACGUCACGGCGGGUACCCGUUUGAGUGGCGUGGGCGCGCGUUUGCCGAGCCCGACCAUGGCGAGGCCAAUAUGAACCUGGCGCAGCUCGGCCAGCAGCCCACCGCUGUAGCUGAGGCAGAGGCCGUGAUAACCGUUACCCCCUUGCCGGCUGUCCUCGACUCCGGCGACUUUUUGAAGAAACGGCAGCCCGGCAGUUGGACUUAUUGGGACCGGAACCGGAACACGCGCGAUCCUCACAAAUCGACGCGGACAAUCAAACGUCCCGAGGGGCCAAGUCCGCUAAGCGACUACUUGGGCGUGCAGCAUGUCCCUGGUUCCCGCGGCAACCGCAAAAUCGACAAGCUAGGCCAUAUGAGCUGGCCGGAAGUUGCCAAUAGGCCAGAUCCGUGCAAGCGGGGCGAGGGAGAGGACGAUUGCAAUCACUGA